Fusarium oxysporum Fo47 is the source of this 1271-nucleotide messenger RNA. RefSeq names its product phosphoadenylyl-sulfate reductase (thioredoxin). Gene Ontology annotation, cellular component: cytoplasm. Bases 254 to 1204 code for a protein of 316 amino acids. The record is from RefSeq and is a predicted model, not a curated record. Gene Ontology annotation, molecular function: phosphoadenylyl-sulfate reductase (thioredoxin) activity. The transcript has a single exon. NCBI's taxonomy places the organism in Eukaryota, Fungi, Ascomycota, Sordariomycetes, Hypocreales, Nectriaceae.
UUGACUUAACUUAAGAAUUUGACUGUCCUCGUUCAUUAUCGUGUUCGUCAUCUCGUCUUUCCAGUGCUUUGAAAUCCUGCUCUAUAAUCAAAUCAGCACAGUAUCUGCGUCAUCAACUCGACUAGAGCCUCUUCACUCUACGUUACCUUUGGCUGCCGAUUAGAUAUAACUGGGAUACGCUCCUCACCUAUCCCAGCUUUCAACAAGUCCAAGUAACAACUCAUCUUCGAAACACCAUCACCGCGUCUUGAACAUGCCUGCCUUCAUCUCCCAAACAUCCUCGCAGGUGUCACUCACCGACAUCAAGCUUGAGUGCGAGUCAGGCUAUGUCUCUGGACAAAACUCAGAAUACUCGUCACCAUCAUCAUCAACCACUCUACCCCAGGUCUCUCUCACCAAGGCCCACAUCAACCAUCUCAACAACAUGCUCGAGGAUAUGCACCCCAUGGACAUACUUCGAUUCUGCAAGGUCAUGUUCCCUAACCUGUACCAAUCGACUGCCUUUGGCUUGACCGGUCUCGCAACCAUGGACAUGCUCUCCAAGAUCCAGAAGGAGCACCCAAACUCUCCCACUGUCGACCUCAUCUUCUUGGAUACCUUGUACCACUUCAAGGAGACAUACGACCUUGUCGACCGAGUCAAGGAGCGAUACCCUAACGUCCCUGUCCACAUCUUCAAGCCCGAUGGCGUCAACACUACCGAAGAGUUCGAGGACAUGUACGGAAAGGAGAUGUGGAACACCGCCAGUGAGAUGUAUGACUGGAUUGCCAAGGUCGAGCCUCUCCAGCGAGCUUAUGAUGAGCUCAAGGUUGCUGCCGUCCUCAACGGUCGUCGACGAUCUCAGGGUGCUGCCCGUGGAUCCAUCCCCAUCAUUGAAGUUGACGAUGAGCGUGGUGUUGUCAAGAUCAACCCUCUGGCCACUUGGUCCUUCAAGCAGGUCAACAACUACAUCAAGGAGAACAAUGUUCCCUACAACGCUCUCCUCGACCAAGGCUACAAGUCCAUCGGCGACUGGCACUCUACUGCCCCCGUCAAGGAGGGUGAAGACGAGCGAGCUGGCCGAUGGAAGGGCCAAGACAAGACUGAGUGUGGUAUCCACAACAAGAAGUCUCGAUACGCCGAGUUCGUUGCUAUGAUGGAGCGCAAGCAACAAGAGGAGAAGCUUGCUGCUGCUCUCGAGAAAGUGGCUCUGCCCACCGUAUGAGUGCACUUGCACCCAGACAACCACUUAUCUUUGAUGACUUAAUGAUUGAGGCAUUAUGCGAGGCGUU